Symbiodinium sp. CCMP2592 is the source of this 336-nucleotide messenger RNA. NCBI's taxonomy places the organism in Eukaryota, Dinophyceae, Suessiales, Symbiodiniaceae. The record is from the annotation of a GenBank genome assembly.
AUGACCUGUAUGGGUUGGAUCGUGCCCGGCCAGUCCGACGGUGUCGAAGCUGCGGCCUUCGACCUCCCGGUCGGAGCCAUCAGCGACGAUAUCGCAGAGGGGUGCCAAUUGAUCCGUGGCCGAGGGCCUAGGCGAGAAGUCCCUGUGGUCGGUCGUGACAGCACUAGGAAGUGUCAGAGUCCAGGCUGUUGCUUCACCCACCAGCUGGGAAAUUCUUUGGACCACCGCAGGCAGACGCGAGGCUCUAUGCUGUCUCCCUUGCCGAAUGACGCGGGUGCUCCCACGAAUUGCCCUGCAGACGACCGGCUGCCGGAGCGACAGAGGGCUGCAUCGUAA